Varanus komodoensis (Komodo dragon) is the source of this 10572-nucleotide messenger RNA. It is a transcript of the gene XIRP2, whose product is annotated as xin actin binding repeat containing 2. The transcript is spliced from 9 exons. Bases 369 to 10343 code for a protein of 3324 amino acids. NCBI's taxonomy places the organism in Eukaryota, Metazoa, Chordata, Lepidosauria, Squamata, Varanidae. Gene Ontology annotation, molecular function: actin filament binding. Gene Ontology annotation, cellular component: focal adhesion; stress fiber. Gene Ontology annotation, biological process: actin cytoskeleton organization; actin filament organization. The record is from RefSeq and is a predicted model, not a curated record.
CUAAAAAUAGGUGCCAAGUGCCAUGUUGUGCAUACAGGGCUAAAAUAAAAUCAGCUGUCCCCAUCGGCUUGCUUUAGAGAAGGGAGAGGUGCGCAUUUCAGUGGAGCUGGUCUCCACUAGAAGGCAUUUUCAGGGGACUGGGAACUUUGUCUCGCGAAGAAAACCAAGGGGAAAGUCUGCGUGGCCAGGACUAUAAGGAUCGCUCCCUCGCAGAGAGGCUGCAGUUUUCUAAUUGGCGCUGGUGCACUCUGAACACUAGGAAAACUUCCACUGGAGGUAAGAAGUCUGCAAGUGAACUUUCCGAAAGGACUAACCAGAGCAACAAGGUGCCCCUGGAUUUCCAGCAGGUUGUCCCUCUGAAGGAAAGGAUGGCUUUGUACCAGGCAGCUGUGUCCAAAGUAGAGAUCAGCAACUCCUCUGCUAAUGCUCUGGAAGAAUCAGAGGCUUGCAGGAUACCCGGCGGCUUAGCAAGUGUGAAGCAUCAAUUUGAAAAAGGAGUAUCCACCUCAUCACAGAAUACUCAGUACCAGUAUCAGCAUAAAUCUGUACAGAAAGUGACAACUCAGAGUCAAGCCAAGGUGUCAAGCAGUAGCACAGAAACCAGAGUAGAUGAAGCAACUUCAAGAGCAACUCAGCUGGAAGCCUUUCAGUCAGAAAAGGUUUCUCAUCAUGAACAAACUUCCCUUGAGGCUAGGAAGGCCUCUAAUGUCACUCAAAGCAUUGAUGGAAAAGUGGUCCAGACGGCCAAGAAUGAAGAGAUUCCGGUGAUUUCUACGCAAUCCUUGAAGCAGCAGUUUGAAAAAACAACACAGGGAAAGCUGUUUCAUUCUGACCAGGAGAGUGGAACACCUGCAAAGCAGAUCAAGCUUGAAAAUGCAUACCAAGACAUGAACUGGUCUUCUGCAGUCUUUUCCUCCUCUGCCGAAUCUGCUUCUUCCAGUAGACAACAGGAAGUGUAUAUGGCAAAGAAAACGGAAUAUGUACCUGCUGGUUCUGCUGCAGCCUAUGGCAACCGUUCUAAGUGUGGGAGUAUGGAGGAAUGUCCUCCCCUGCCACCACCAGACUUAUUGCAGGCUCCAUCUGAAUUGACAGGGUUUUCCCAGUCCCCUGAACCCUCUCCCUCUCCAUCAAGGCAACCUCUCCCCAAAGAUUUGUAUUCUAAGCAAAGAAAUCUUUAUGAAUUAAAGCGUUUGUACAAGCACAUUCACCCAGAAUUGAGGAAAAAUUUAGAAAAAGAUUACUACAAUGAUGUUUCUGAGAUAGUCUCUAGUAGUGACACUGAAAUAGGUAGCUCAGUAGCAGGAGAUGUACGUCAGGUUAGGUAUGUCUUUGAAAAUGCAGACAACAGCCCACAAAAAUGCAUGAGCCCAGAAAGAGAGUAUUUGGAAUGGGAUGAAAUCCUCAAGGGAGAGGUCCAGUCUAUGAGGUGGAUCUUUGAGAAUCAGCCUCUGGAUUCAAUCAAAGAUGAAUCCCCUGACCCAAAUGAUACUAAAAGCAUUGCAGAUCAAGAAAUCAUUGCCGGUGGAGAUGUGAAGUACACGACUUGGAUGUUUGAAACACAGCCCAUGGAUGCAUUGGGUACACAUUCUCCAGGCAACAUGGAAGGAGGAGACAAAAUUCCAGAUCUGGCUCGAGGAGAUGUCCGCACAGCUACUUGGAUGUUCGAAACUCAGCCACUGGACUCAAUGAAUAAAAUUCACUGUGAGAAAGACCAAGAAUCCAGUGAGACUUUAAUCAAGGAAAUCACUGGUGGAGACGUCAAAACAGUGAGGUACAUGUUUGAAACCCAGCAACUGGAUAGUCUUGGACAGCUUUACUCAGUGGAUGAAGCUAAGUUGCUGCAGCUCAGAUCUGAACUAAAGGAGAUUAAAGGGGAUGUGAAAAGAUGCAUACGGCAUUUUGAAACUCUACCAAUGUAUGUCAUUAGAAAUAAUUUAGGCCAAAUGCUGGAGAUUAAAACAGUCCACAGAGAGGAUCUUGAGAGAGGAGAUGUCAGGACAGUACGCUGGAUGUUUGAAACUCAACCUCUAGACACAAUAAACAAAGACUCUCUGGAAAUAAAACUUGUUCGAGGAAUCUCUAUGGAAGAAAACAUCAAAGGAGAAGUGGGCAGAGCAAAAUGGUUAUUUGAAACCCAGCCAUUGGAUACUAUUAAAGAGGACUCUGCAGAAUCUGUUGUAGAAAAAGAAGUCAUUCUGGGCACUGAUGUUGGCAGAAAAUGUUGGCUUUUUGAGACUCAGCCUCUGGAUGCCCUAAAAGAAAGUGAAGAUACAGAUCUUUUACCCACAGAAGAAAUAAUAGGAGGGGAUGUAAAUGCCGCUAAACAUUUAUUUGAAACAUUGCCAAUGGAUAUGCUAAAAGACAGCCCAGAUGUUGGAAAGCUUCAAAAAAUGGUUGCCACCGAUGAAGAAAAAGGGGAUGUGAGGCAUCAGAAAUUAAUUUUUGAAACUCAGCCUCUGGAACAGAUCAGAGAGGAAAGAAAAGAAUUCAUUAGGACUGUGAAACUUGAGGAAAUUGACAGGGGGGAUGUGCGCAGCUGUAAACAUGCAUUUGAAACAUGCUGUUUAAGUAAACAUGAUGACUCUCAUAAAAUUCUCAUUGAAGGUGUAACGAGAGGUGCAGUCAAAUUAAAUAAAGCUGUUUUUGAGACAACUCCAUUGUAUGCAAUCCAGGAUAGCCUUGGGAAGUACCAUGAAGUUAAAACAAUUCGACAAGAAGAGGUUGUAAGAGGCAAUGUCAGAAACUGCAGGUGGCUCUUUGAAACGAGGCCCAUUGACCAAUUUGACAAGAGUAUUGAAAAAAUCGAAAUUAUCAAAGGGAUAUCUUCGCAAGAAGUACAAUCAGGCAAUGUGAAAACAGCCAAAUGGCUAUUUGAAACUCAGCCUCUUGACUCUAUUAAAUAUUUCAAUAACGUGGAAGAUGAAGAAAGCAAGGAACAGGACGAGACAACGGAGAUUGUCAAAGGGGAUGUAAAAACAUGCAGGUGGCUAUUUGAAACUCAGCCAAUGGAAUCCCUGUAUGACAAAGAGGAGGCUGUGACAGAUGCUGAAGAGAUACGGAAAGGAGACGUCAAAUCCUGUACCCUGCUUUUUGAAACCCGGCCUCUUGAUGCAAUAGGGGAAGAAUCAGAAGCAUCUAUAAAACAACAUACAGUGGACCAGGAAGACAUUCUGGGCAGUGACGUCCGUACAGCGUGUUUCAUUUUUGAGACUGAAAAGCUAGAAAAUAUACAAGGAGAAGAAGACAAAGAACUGAACCGAAUUGUGGAAAUUGAUAUUCAGCCUGGAGAUGUCUCAACAAUGAAAUAUAAAUUUGAGAACCAAUCCUUAGACUCAAUAAAUUCCAGCUCAGAGGAAGUCUUGAACAAAAUUAAAACCAUACAAAGAGAAGAUAUACAGAAGGGGGAUGUUUUGCACUGUUGCUGGCUUUUUGAGAAUCAGUCCCUGGAUGAGUUGACCGAGCACCAUGGAGACAGGACCUCCAUGAAAACUGUAACAGACAUUCAGGGUGGAAAUGUGAGAAAGGGCUGCUUUAUCUUUGAAACAUUUUCUUUGGACCAGAUUAAAGAGGAAUCUUCUGUAGAUGCAGAAAGCACCAAGAGAACUAUUAGUGAAGAAGAAAUAACAAAAGGGGAUGUGAAAACCUACAGAAUGCUCUUUGAGACCCAGCCACUCUAUGCAAUCCAAGACAAAGAAGGGUAUUAUCACGAAGUGACUACUGUUAAGAAAGAAGAAGUGAUUCAUGGAGAUGUACGUGGAACACGGUGGCUGUUUGAAACUAAGCCUCUAGAAUCAAUAAACAAAUCAGAUAAUGUAUAUGUUAUAAAAUCAGUCACCCAGGAAGAUAUUCAGAAAGGAGAUGUUAGCUCAGUCAGAUACCGAUUUGAAACACAACCACUGGACACCAUUUCAGAUGAGGAAAAAAUCAUUGUUCCAACAGUUGACAGUGUACAGGGCGGUGAUGUAAAAGCCAACAAGAAAUUAUUUGAAUCUGAAGAAACCCAAGGAGGCAGGUAUGUAAGAACCGUGAGUGUCAGUGAACUACAGCAAGGCAAUGUUAGAACAUCCACAUGGUUGUUUGAAACACAUACCAUUGAUGAAAUUAGAGGAGAGGGGUCAGAGUAUGAAGGUAUCAAGACAGUAACAAAGGAAGAUGUGCCAAAAGGUGAUGUUCAGAAUGCAGUCUGGCUUUUUGAAAACCAGCCCCUGGACUCCAUUAAGGAAACUGAUGAAAGUGGUACAAAACUAGAGAAAGAAAAGAUUCCACCGGCAGAUGUAAAGACCACGACGUGGCUUUUUGAAACAACUCCUUUCCAUGAAUUCAGUGAAAGUAAGGUUGAGAAGGAAGAAAUCAUAGGGAAAAGUGUGAAAGAAACUUUAAAGGAACUUUACAGUCAUAGAGUUGUAGAAUCUCAUGGAAUUAUUUUGGAGGCAGAUGAAAUCGGAGAUGUCCGAAUGGCAAAGUAUAAGCUGAUGAAUCAGGAGCCUCCUGAAAUACAAAAAGAAGAGAUUAUUAGAGGGGAUCUAGCCAAUAUCAUGCUGAACUUGUUGUCCAAACCAAGCACUGUUGAAAGGGAAAUAAAAGUAAAUGAAGAUGAAAAGGGCAAUGUGAAUUUGACCAAACAGCAAUUGUUGAACAGAUCAACAGACGUACACGUUGAAAAGGAAGAGGUGGUGAAAGGUGAUAUACAGCUAGCAAUAAACAACCUGCUUAAGAAGGAUAGCUCUGCAACGCAUGGAAUUUUAAUUCAGGAAAAUGAGAGAGGUGAUAUUAACAUGACAGUCUAUUCUCUCUUUCACAAAGAGCAGAACAAUAAAAUUGAGCAGGAUGAUGUUAUAGGUGGUGAUGUGAAGCGUACAAUUCACAGCCUUCUCUCCUCUGUGAUGAAUAAUGCAAUACCAGUCAGACCUAAAAUAGAUGAUUCAGAAAGGGGCAAUGUUCAGUUCUUUACAACAUGCAUAGAAGCUGGGGCUCUGGAUUAUUUGAAACAGCUCCAGACAGGGACAAAUGAAACAUUAGCAAGAAGGAAUCGAGAAGAGGAGGAGGAAAUAAUUGGGGGCGAUGUGGAAGGCACAAAACUGUUACUUAAGAAAAAGAAGUCUCAAAUUCACCGGACAGUUAAUGAAACUGACAUCAUCCCUGGGGACGUGUGUAAUGCAGUUAAGAUCUUUAUGACUGAGCCGCAAAAUACAUCUUGUCAUGUAUGCAAAGAAGAAAUUAUAAAGGGUGAUUUGAAGGCAGCUCUAUAUUCCCUCAGUCAGGCCAUAAAUCAAACAACUGUUACAGAGAAAGAAGAAAUUAUAAAAGCUGACAUCCUUGCAAUCCUGAGGUCUCUUCAAGAAUCUGCUCAUCACCUGAAAGAAACAGAAAAACCUGAUGUUAUCCCUGGUGAUAUUAAGCAGGCUAUUGAGUCUCUGGAGAAAGCAAUCCACUCAAAAGAUAAAGUCCUGAGAGAAGGUGUGGUUCGAGAUGACCUUGACUCCACACUGAAGUUGCUACAAGCAGCUCAGCAGUCUUUCAAGACAGUCAGUAGAGAAGAAAUCACCAGAGAAGGGAGCUUACUGGAAGCUUCUGCAAAAAGAGAAGCAGUACAGCACCAAGCAGGCACCCAGAGAGAUCAGGAGAAAACCAACAAGAUGCACUUCAGGCCAACUCAAACACUAGCCAAGAAUGAAGUUAAUGCGACUGAACAUUUACAAAAUAGUAUUGCAAAUCAUCAGGAACAUCUUGGAGGGAUGCAGUUUGAAAAGAAGAACAUCACUGCUGAAGAGACCAGAGCAAUCCGUCUGGAUCAGAGGCAGAGCACCAAGGCACAUGAGGCAGAUAAGAGAAAUAUGAGGCAUUCAUCGAAUUCCCAGGGCGAGAUCUUUGGAAAAGCAGAAAGGUCUGUGGAUGAAGUCAGAUUCCAGAACUUUGCCAAGAGAGAAGCAAAGAGUCAUACUGACCAAUAUGUGAGUGAUCAAUCUGCUGCUGUUUGUAGGAAUGUUCAGAAGAAAGAGGCAAGCAAAAUACUGAGGAAAGACAGUCUAUCUAGUGUUGAACAGUCUGCAAAACAAACUACUGGAAAGAAGCAAAUUGUGUUUCAGGAAUCUAAAGAAGAAUAUUUGGGCAUGAAGCAUCAGGGGGAAUUGAAAGAAAAAUCAACCCUAUCCACGUACGAUCGCAAUUCCCAUCGCAGAGGAGCAGAGCAACUGGUCAACAGGUCAGCUGGCAUGAUUUCCAAAGCAGCUGGUCAUUUUCAAACACUGGAGGUACAGCAAGAUAAAAAACAGUCUCAGCAUCCCAAGGAGGUUUGCAAAGAAAUGAAAAAUAAUGUUAAGGCAAGCCAAUGUAAGGUUUCCAUGGCAUCGGAACAGAAUAUAAAAACUAAUCAAAAAGUCAGCGUCACACAAGAAAUGUACAGUCAGUUUAAAGAAGCUGAAAAGAAGCAAAAGUGUAGCAUUGUCCAGCAAAAUGAGAAAUCCAUGUUGCGCUUCAGAGGAAAGGCUACAGGGGACACCGCUAAGCCAAACCCCAUGAAUCCAGCCAAAAACCCUAGGGGUGCAGGCAGGCCAGAAAUUGAUUCGCCACCCCCUCCUCCUCCUCCUCCACCACCACCACCAGCUUUAGACGUUUCCCCUGACAAUGACUUGCCUCUGCCACCGCCACCGCCUCCUCUCACUCACCUAAUGCUGGCUUCUGACAUCCAAGAGUUUCCUUCCCCUCCACCACCAAUAGGACAGGCCAAAAUGGAGUUAGAGCAUUUCCCUCCGCCCCCACCCCCACCAGAAGACAAAGAUGAGCAUGGAUUUGCAGCUACUUGGAUCCCACUGCCUCCUUCUCAGCCCAAACAGAGGAAAGAACCUUUUCUCAAAGAAUUAGAGAAAGUUUUGCAACCAUCCCUUCAUCCUCAUGUCGGCACUAAACUGGGCAGGGCACCAUAUCUCAAGAAACAUCCGCAGGUUGACUCUGAAAAAGAGUUAGAAGCCAUCCAGCCAAAUAGAGGACAGAAGAUCCAACCAAGUAUUGUUCAGAUGCAGCAAGUGAACAAUAUGGGAAAAACUGUGGAGCAGAGAACAGAGAACACCAUGAUGCAGAACACGGUUAGCUAUGAAAAGAAAAAGGAUCAGGUCUGCACAAAAAUGGAAGAAAGUAGAAGGUCCUCAUCAGUUAUGGAAGCUGUCAACCCAGAUACGGCACCAAUAAAGAAAACAAGCGCAUCUCCACUUAUUAGGUCACCUUCCCUUCCAGCAGAAUCCACACAAAUGAAGCCUAAGCCAUAUGCACGGAAAUUUAAAACCCCUUUAAUGAUUGCAGAGGAAAAAUUCAGGCAGCAAAGGGAAGAGCUGGAGCAAAAGCAAGCCAAGGAUGUCCAUCACCUGUUGACGAGAAGAAACAGUGAGACAGGGGGAAGUUCCCUCCAGGCAGCUUCAGAGAACCUGCCAGUCCUAAAACCAGGUGAACAACUUCCCACCCCCCUGCAAGGCCCAUCACCUCCUGAAGCUCCAGGUAUGUCCUCCGAGCCUGAAUGUCAGGUGAAGCCACACGUUGUGGGAUUGCAGAGCGAUAAACACCCACCUACGCCCAACACAGUGAUGCCUGCACCAUCCCCAAACACUUUUACAAUCUCUGCAGAAGAGCACAUUAGGAAAAAAGCUGUCCAUGAUUCACGCAAUCUUAAAAAGCACUCCAUUUCUUCUCAGAAGGUAGAGACCCAGAAAGAACAUAUAUACAAUAAAGAGCAGCACCAAAAUGAGGAGCAUUUGUUUUUGUCAAAAAAUAAAACCGCAUCCCCUACUUUCAAAGUUAAAACCAUCAAGCUUCCUGCUUUAGAUCAAAGCAUACAUGAAACCCACAAGGAUUCUGUGACACACAAAAAGCAAGAGGCAAUUAGCAUCCAGAAUAUUGUGAAGCAACACGAUCAAGAAAAGCAGAAGGAAAUUAUAAACAAUUCUGCUAGAAAAAAGCCAAGCACUAUAAAGGCAAAUAAUUGCAUGAAUGUUGGUGAGAAAAUGCACAUGGAAAAAACAUUUUUAAAACACACAGAAGGCAAGCAAGAAGUAAAUGACACAGAAUCCAGUGAAGUGAAGCAAAGGUUAGUUCAAAGGAAGGAAAUGGAGAAAGAAGAAAUGAAGCAAGAAAGGGCUGCUUUGGCUAUGAAACAACAGCACAGGCAGGUAAUUGCUUGCCCUAAAGUAGAGAAGGUAAUAAUACAAAGAAAACAAGAAGAGGUUGGCAAUAAAUCAGAGAAAAUGGUCAAGCAAAAGAUAAUUGACAUACAUCACGAGUCACAGACUUUGACUUCUGAACAAGAGAAGAAUCUUAUUUCAGAGACAAACAUCAAAAACAAAAGACUGUCCCAACAAAGCAGUACUCUGCAGGGAGGAGAAUGUGCAAGGGAACAGAUAACGCAACAGAAAAAGGGCUUUCUUAAGACAACGGAGACCAAACAAGAGCUCACACCAAAAAAUAAAUUAUCACCUGGUUCACUGAGGGGAUUGCCAAAGAAUGAUAAAAAAAGCUCUCCAGACAUCUUGGUUUUCUUGCGGAAACGUGAGGAGGUACAGCAGGUAUUGUCCAGGCUGAAAGAGUUUGAAACGGAGCCAAAUAAAAAUGGAAUCAAGACAUUUCAGAUGUUCCUCAAUAUUAUUCCAGACUGGCUGAUAGAACAAGAAAAGAAGCAAAGCUUAGCUUACAUUGCCCAGGACAAUAAUGUAGAAAAGAUGAAAGAAGAAUUAUCAGCUAUUAAAGAGCAAGCAUCAAAAAUACUGGAAUCAUGUGAAGAUGCCAUCCAGACAGUCAUGAUUUCCACAAAGCCCCUGAAAUCUGGAAAAGACUCUCUUAAAGUUGGAGGAUCCUCCCAGAAAAUAGCUAAAAUAAGCAUUGGCUCUAGCAGGAGAGAUUCACAGAAGACGAAAGAGAUUAUCAAAGGCACGAUGGCACAUCAAGAAAUAAAGCAGCAUGUGAGAGCACACAGUUGCUCAGAAAUCAAAACUUCACCAUCCUUAAGAAUGCGAGCACCCUCACCAACUUACAUUACCAUUGAGUCGAGGCGCAUCGAAUCCCCUUUCAGGGACAUCUCAUCGCCUGUCCAAAGGGAAAGCACUCCCGUUCCUCCAUCACCCCCUCCCCAGCCUGCCACCCCGACAUUGAAGCUACAGCGGCCAGCUGUGAGCCCCUCUCCAUCCCCUCCAAGGAGCCGUUCCGAGCAACUUGCCAAACUUAAAGACACUACAGUAAAACUGUCCCAAGGAGCAACACAAAAUCGAUCGGUAACCCCAAUAGCUAUUGUGGAAAAGAGGUCAGAAAUCGUUAAGUCUCCUGCGACUCUUCGUCGACAAAUCAAGAUUGAAACACGGCAAUCUGAUGUUUCAUCUUCAAAAAUGUCAGCUGUAAAUGAAUCACAUGGAACUGCUGGGACAGCGAAGCAGAUGAAAGAAACCCACGAGGAAUCCGAAGCAAGCAAAAUGUAUCUCUCCAAAAAGAGAGGAAAUAUUCCAGAAGGCUUCGAGCCAUGUGGACAGAAAUUAGACCCUAUUUCCAUUACUCAGACAUUUGAGGUUCGUAAGGCUAAUCCUAAAGGGCUAGUGCAUAGGUUUGAAACAUCUGAGCAGACGAUUCACAUAAGGAGGGAACCAGAUGUUCCUGAAAGAUUGGGCAAUGAGAAUAAGGAUAAAACAGAUUUAAUGGCAGGGGCAUUUAAUGAUAAGCAAACAGCAGAGGCAAAAUCCAAGAAAGGGUAUGUUGAAAAUGGUGUUAUUAGUGGCAAAAAAAGGGAAGGAAGGCACAGGGUCAGAAAGGAUGAAUUUGGUAAAAUUUCUCAAGAGAGUGAAGAGCAAAAAGACUUCCAAAAGUCUCCAGGCAAGUGGCAAAGAGAACCGCAGCAAAAGCAAUGUGCUCUUAAAGAGCAUUCACUCGAGCCCAUGGUGUGCUUUGAUGCAACUUCUCGCAGCACAUGCGCUUCCGGCCUGGACUCCUUUGAGAACACCGUGGUUGAAUCAAGAACCAGCACCUCCACGUCACAAGGUGUGGAUGGGAUGCAGUCAGGAGGAUUUGGCUUCAAACGGGCUCCGCCUACGUAUGAGGAUGUGAUCUCAGGGCACAUCUUGGAUAUUUCUGCUGCUGAUACACCAGAAGAACUGCUGAGGAAUUUCCACAAGACUUGGCAAGAAAGUGAGAGAGUGUUUAAAAGUCUUGGCUACACCAUGUCAGAAGCUGCUGAGGCAGAAGUGAGAAGCAGCUUCCACGAGGAGGCAGAGUUUAUAAGUGAAACUGCAACUUCAGGGAAAGGAAACAUGCCUACUUUGUCAAAAGAGAGUUUAUCCAAUGGAGUCCUUGGUUGCAGACAAGCAGACUUUUCAUAAAUCGUGUUUCCGAUGUCACCACUGUGAUAGUAAAUUAAGCUUGGGAAAUUAUGCUUCUCUCCAUGGAAAAAUAUACUGCAAACCCCAUUUUAAGCAACUUUUCAAAUCCAAAGGAAAUUAUGACGAAGGUUUUGGACACAAGCAACACAAAGAAUUAUGGAUUACCAAAUAUCAAAAAGGUCCCAUUGGCUCAGUUCCUGCUAAAGAAGUUAAUCUGUCUGCAUCAAAA